Penicillium chermesinum is the source of this 582-nucleotide messenger RNA. Its product is annotated as PMF1/NNF1 family protein. Gene Ontology annotation, biological process: chromosome segregation. Bases 1 to 582 code for a protein of 193 amino acids. Lineage: Eukaryota; Fungi; Ascomycota; Eurotiomycetes; Eurotiales; Aspergillaceae. The transcript has 2 exons. Gene Ontology annotation, cellular component: MIS12/MIND type complex. The record is from RefSeq and is a predicted model, not a curated record.
AUGACUGAACGAAACCUCCCCCCAUCUCAGACCUCCCAACCCCCGGAUUCGCAAGCCCCCGGGCCCCGCGCAUCACGUCUACUCCAGGUCUUCGAUCAAGCCCUGGCGCGUACACUGCGAGCAAACUCUUACUCCAACUUUGCUAGCUGUUUCCCCACGCCUGCCCGUCACGUCCCUGCGAGCCUGGAGAGUGUAUGGAGACAAUUGAAUGCGAAGCUGGAGGAAAGCGCGAAGUCUGAAUUCGAGGAGAUCAUCGAGGAGAGGAACGCCGUGGCGCAUCUGAACGACUUGGACCGACUAGUCAACGAGGCAAAGGCUAGGAGGGGCGCCGAAGGGGAUGCACCGCCGGGAGAUGCGCCACAUACACUAGGCGCCGAAGAACUCUACCAAGCGCACCUUACGCCAUAUCUACAGGAGGCGCAAUCGUCACUCAACGACAAGAUUGAGACUACCAACGCACAGAAUUCCGCGUUAGCGCAGACCGUGCAGGCGCAGAGGCAAGAGAUCGAGAAGCUCUUGUCUCAUCUUGAAUCGGUCGUUACGGACAUAGAGGGGGGCUGCGAAUGCGGCCACCCAAUUUAG